This is a messenger RNA of Molossus molossus (Pallas's mastiff bat), 8054 nucleotides long. It is a transcript of the gene CC2D1B, whose product is annotated as coiled-coil and C2 domain containing 1B. Lineage: Eukaryota; Metazoa; Chordata; Mammalia; Chiroptera; Molossidae. The record is from RefSeq and is a predicted model, not a curated record. Gene Ontology annotation, cellular component: nucleus. Gene Ontology annotation, molecular function: RNA polymerase II cis-regulatory region sequence-specific DNA binding; DNA-binding transcription repressor activity, RNA polymerase II-specific. The transcript has 25 exons. Gene Ontology annotation, biological process: regulation of transcription by RNA polymerase II. Bases 389 to 2932 code for a protein of 847 amino acids.
GACUGAAUUUGCUCAAGCCGGUGGACACCCCGGCACCACCCUGCAAAACGAGCCUUGCGCUGCCUGCGCGCUCAGAACUCCACCCUUGGAGUCACCUGUUGGGGCGCCACACCCGCUUUGCCUGCGCAUGCGUAGUGCACGCCGCAAGGGCGUGGAGUCACGUGUUAGGGCCUGAGCGGUCUCCGUGGGGGAGCUUCCUGUCACUACUGCUGCCGCCGCCGCCGCCCGGUGGCCGCGGGAGCCCCGGGCGGUGCGGGGUGAGAGAAGGCCCGGGUUGGUUCCCGAUUCGCCGCGAGACCCACAGGCUUGGCAUGCCCGACUGACCUCGUCUUUUCCUUGAGCCCGCUCACUCGGUGCCCCCGCUCAGACAGGUAUCUAGGCUGCCAAGAUGCCAGGACCAAAACCUCGGAAGGGCCCUCAGGCCAUUGGUCAGGGUGUGGCAGCUGCCAAGCAGCUGGGGCUCUUUGUGGAGUUCAACCCUGAGGACAUGCUGCUGGGGAUGGAGGAGACUGAAGAUGAUGGGGACCUGGAGGCUGAGCUGUUGGCCCUCACUGGGGAAGCAGGGAUCACAGGCAGGAAGCCAGCACCCAAGGGACAGGCCCCCUUACCUAUGGCCCACAUCGAGAAGUUGGCGGCAGACUGUAUGCGGGAUGUGGAUGAAGAGGAGGAGGAAGAAGGGCUGGAGGAGGAUACAGACUUGCUGACUGAGCUGCAAGAAGUCCUGGGUGCAGAUAGGGAAGCUGGGGACCUGGAUUGUGAUGAGACAGCCGUCCUGGGUAGUUCUGAGGAGGAGAAGAGACAGGAAAACAUUGAACCUCCAGUGCAGACAGCUGUUGUAACAGCUUCAGUCCCAGCAGCUCAGGCUGGAGGGCCUCAGGAGCUGCAGGCUCUGCUGCAAGAUCGGAUCCACAAUUACCGGGAGGCUGCAGCCAGCGCCAAGGAGGCAGGUGAAGCAGCCAAAACCAGGCGCUGUGAGCGAGGCCUAAAGACUCUAGAGUCCCAGCUAGCUGCUGUGAGGAAAGGCAGGAAGAUCAAUGAGGAUGAGAUUCCACCUCCAGUGGCCUUGGGCAAGAAGUCCCUGGCCCCCCAGGAAACAACCAUCAGGAGCCCUGAGGCGGACACCCUUGUUCCCCCUACCCUAUUGCCAGACAACCCUUCCCAGCCUAAGACAAGCCUCUUGAGUAGCCCUGGCAUUUCUGCCCCACCUGAUUCAGACCCAGACCCACGGGCCCUGUUGUUGGCCCGACAGAGAGAUUACAAAGUGGCUGCCCUGAAUGCCAAGCGGGCCGGAGACCUAGACCAAGCCCGAGAGCUCAUGAGGAUUGGGAAGAGAUUUGGGGCCGUCCUGGAGGCCCUGGAGAAGGGGCAGCCUGUGGACCUGAGUGCCAUGCCUCCAGCACCUGAGGACCUGAAGCCCCUCCCACAGGCUUCCAAGGCCCUCACAGCACCCACAGUCAUACCCUCGGCAGUGGAGCGAGUGCAGCCAGUGAUGGCCUCUGACACCCCAGGAACCCCAGUGGCCCAUAUUGAGCCACAGACAGUGCUGGACGCCCUGCAGCAGCGGCUGAACAAGUACCGUGAGGCAGGCAUCCAGGCCCGGAGCAGUGGGGAUGAGCGAAAGGCCCGGAUGCAUGAGCGCAUUGCCAAGCAAUAUCAAGAUGCCAUUCGAGCGCACCGAGCAGGACGCAAAGUUGAUUUUUCCGAGUUGCCCGUUCCUCCAGGAUUCCCCCCCAUCCCUGGUCUGGAGCCCACCACGGGCACUGAGGAGGAUGCGGUAGCAGCUACUUUAGCAGCUGCCCAGAAACUGGCCUCUGAGGAAAUAGCCGCAGCAGAGGAAGAUGGGGAUGAGCCUCCAGCCCAGGCCCCAGUAUCCAAGAAGCCUCUGGUACCUUCCUCCCGGCCCCUGCCUGAGCCCAAGGCCUCGAGUUCUAAGGAGUCACUGAGUCCCUCUGUACGGGAGCAGCUGGCACUGCUAGAGGCCCGCAAAUUGCAGUACCAGCGGGCAGCCCUGCAGGCCAAGCGUGGCCAGGACCUGGAACAAGCCAAAGCCCAUCUGCGGCUGGCCAAAUGUCUUGAGGCUCAGAUCGUCCAGAUCCGAGCUGGCCAACCUGUGGACCUUUCCAAGGUGCCUUCACCCUUGACGGAUGAAGAGGGUGACUUCAUCCUCAUUCACCAUGAAGACCUGCGACUCUCCCAGAAGGCUGAGGAGGUGUAUGUCCACCUACAAAAAAUGCUUCUGGAACAACAUGAGAAGUGUCUGCUGUUCUCCAAGCAGUUCAUGCACCAGGGCAAUGUGGCUGAGACUACCCGGUUUGAGAAGCUUGCUCAAGACCGCAAGAAGCAGCUUGAGAUCCUGCAGCUGGCCCAGGCCCAGGGCCUUGACCCUCCUGGCCACCACUUUGAGUUGAAGACAUUCCAGACUGUGAGGAUCUUCUCAGAACUCAACAGCACAGAAAUGCAUCUCAUCAUUGUCCGGGGAAUGAACCUCCCAGCCCCUCCAGGGGUGACCCCUGAUGACUUGGAUGCUUUUGUGAGGUUUGAGUUCCACUACCCUAACUCGGACCAGGCUCAAAAAAGCAAAACAGCUGUGGUGAAGAACACGAACUCUCCAGAAUUUGAUCAGCUCUUCAAACUAAAUAUCAACCGAAACCACCGGGGCUUCAGGAGGGUGAUCCAAAACAAAGGAAUCAAGUUUGAAAUCUUCCACAAAGGAUCCUUCUUCAGAAGUGACAAGCUGGUCGGCACAGCCCACCUGAAACUGGAGCGGUUGGAAAAUGAGUGUGAGAUCAGAGAGAUUUUGGAGGUCCUGGAUGGAAGGAAGCCCACUGGGGGCAAGCUGGAGGUGAAGGUGAGGCUGCGGGAGCCUCUGAGUGGCCAGGACAUACAGAUGGUCACUGAGAACUGGCUGGUCCUGGAGCCUAGGGGCUUGUGAGGUGGGCAGUUCUCUGAGCCCUUAGAACCUCUGCCCCUGCUCUCUGCCCAGGCCCCAAAGGGACACUUCCAAUGGUCAAGUCAUAUCUAGGGAGAAAGCCUAAGAAUUUCUCAUCUGUGAGGAUGGUCAAGAGGCAAAACUGUUGGGUAGGGCUUGGGCUUAGUUGCUUAGGAUCCUCAGUAGAACCUGGGAGGGGAGUUAAACCUUCCCAGGUCUAACUGUUUUCAGGAAAUCCUUUCUAAACUCUAUUUGUAUAUUCACUGCAAUUGAGACUUACUUCCUACUUUCUAUGCUCUGUGCCUGUGCUUCAGUCAGUCAGUAUUGGGAGAGGAGUCAGGCCAGCGGCUGUGUGCAGAAGCAUACUUACUUUUCCCAGCUUUGCUGGCUGCAGAAGCCUUUGUACAUAAGGGAGAUGGAUGCUGCUAAACAAACACCAAAGACCUGUUAAGUAUGUGUAUUACUGACCACGGCCCUGGUCUCCUGUUGCUGGCCUCUUCCUAGGCCUCCACACCAAAGCAGGCUGGUCCAGUAGGCUGCCUCCCCUUCCUUCUGUGCCAUGAAGUCUUGCAGCCUUUUAAUCCCAGUAUAGCAACUGUGUGCAGCUUACCCUAGCCCCUAGUUGCAACAUUUCUGAAUGUGCCUUUAAAAGUUAUAACUGUAAAAGAUGAGAGAACUUAGAGUCAUCAGAAACCCCCCUGCUAGGGUGGGGGCAGGUUCUGGGACUCGUUUGUCAGUGGCGGUCAGUGCCACACAACUCUGUUCACCUUGCUCUGCCUGUGCCUUGUCUCCUGACAGCUGCCUGCACUAGCCUCCUUGUUCCCCAAGCUCUUAGUGGAGGAAGGAAGUUAUGUUCUGGACGGUGUGGUAAGAAGUAGGCAAGGCUAUAUCUUGGGUUCGGUCCAUGCAUCUAGAACUAAAAGACUAACUGGAAUGGGAAAAAAAUUUUUUUUUAGAAACUAGGUCUAAUUCAUCUAAUCAUCGAAGUCCUAAACAAAAGUCCUGUCACUUUUUAAAAGCCAGAGUAGCAGUAAUUAACAGAAACUGCUGCUAUGACUUCCUCAAAGAGGGCAGAGGGAGCCUUGCCUCUUCAGCUGAUCACCUAGGAAAAUCCCUUAUUUCUUUCCAAGAAAUUCUCCUUUGGCUUUGUGUUUCUGAAUGGAUGGAGACGGAGGGAUUUAUAGUUGCAACAGAUUUAAUAUUCAAAACUGCAGUAUUCCACAUUUCUUAGAAAUAAACUUGAACAUCCCAUUCUCCCACCACCACACCUUUUGAAGCAUUAGCUUAAGUUCAACAACGCAUUCCUCAAGGUCAUUUUAAAAAGGAUCUAAGUGAAGCAAAUACAUUGAGCUUACUGAUCACUACAGGACCGCAAAAGCACAGCUCUGGAGUUGUUUUGGUGUGUCUUUUUCUGGGAUAGGGCUGGACCGUGCUUCCCUGCCCUUAGUGGCAAAUCCUUAGUGGGUAACAGCAGGAAGGACAAAUGACUUUUUUUCCAAGAGCUUUCUGGCCAGUCUUUCUUACCCAUCAGAGUAAACUACCAAAAUUUCCACAGAUAUGAGAUUUAACACUUAAUUGUAGUUACAUCUGUGUGUCAAACAAGCAGUGAUCUAGAAUGAAAAGGAGUUGCUAGCCUUCAUAAGGUGGCCUAGCACAAAGAAGGGUUUCUGACCCAACCUAUCCUUCCCCUCAGGGUUUGCACCUCAACUAGUGCUUACUAAGAGGGUUAGGACAGCUGUGGUUAUCCUCAAAGUUUCCAACCAGCCCUAGGAAUUUCUAAACUCAGGCCUUUGCUGGAAAUACUCUGGUCCAAUUUGAUUGGAAAUAUUCUGUGGCUCACAGAUUUCCCCUUGCAACCUGUUCAAUUUUAGUCUCCUUCCCCAUUUUUGGAAAACAGAACCUCCAGGCUGAGGGAUGCAAGACAAAGCUGCCCACUGGACUUGGACACAGGUUCUGAAAGGGCCUUUGUUGUAGUCAGGGCAUGCAGGGGUCACUGGUAGUGGGUGGAGCCAGACCGGUCUCAGCUUGUCCUAAGAUUUGCCCAAAUGCAGCAACCAAACAUUGGAGAUUAGUGACUUGAACAGUUGAGAACCACCCAUGACUGAAAUAUUUUUAAAUUCUCUCUUUAAUCUAGUGCAAGGCACACUUUCUUCUGAAUUAGUGAACUAAAUAAAAUAGGGAAGACAUUUUUUUCUUAGGAAGUCUUGCUCACAGUGAAAAGGCAAACUAUUUGUGACUUUAACAUUAUUUUCCUUUCUUGUACCAUCAUUCUGAAACCUGCAUUGUUGGUUCCAAAUUUUGAGAGCUUGUUUACCAAAUUUUGUGGGCAUGUCUAAAAGAUCCUGCCCUUUAACUAGGCAGCUCCUUUUAGGAUGAAACUGUGGAGCUGAGACUGGUGGAGCCAGGGAGCUUGCACCUGGUCCAGCUCCAUGACAGACUCUUCCUCUCUGGGCCUCAGCUCCCCAAAUCUAGAAUGGGCUUAUCAUUCCUGCUCUACUCCUUAGCCUUUCUGGCUACAUAUACAAUCCCUAAAAUUCCCAUUAAUGUUAAAAUUAUUUUAGCAUUAAAAUAGGACAAACUUAUUCAGUACAGAAACAGUGUUCAGAUUUCUUGACUGACUAAAAUACAUUAAAUGCACAAAUUAUUUCCCCUGAUGACUAGUUAUGACAAAUAAAUUUAGUUGGAAUUGUUGGGCCCACAAGCAUUCUGGAACCACUGGAUGAGGGACGAUAUUAGAUGGGAACUUACACACGAGUCAAAGUCCCAUAUUUCUAUAGUCCAGUAGGAGGAGCUCGGAAAGUGUUGAUAAAAAUAAAUGGAGAAACACAUUGGCUAGCAUUUGGUAAGAAUUCAGUAAUUUUUAAAAACAAUGUUAUCAUAUGGUAAUUCUAUUCCUCUUCAGUUUAUAAGGGUACCUGUAUGUCAAUCUUUAAGUUUACAUUCUAGAAAAAUUUGACUUAUUUAGAAAAGUGAUGUUUCAGCUCACUGGUUUAUAUAAUUCUUACAAUAUACAGUGUAUAAAAACAAGAAGGGGAAAAGUAAACUAGCCUUGGCUAUUUUAUGCAAUUGAGAAUGGACCUGACUCUGCAGGGCCAGUUUGUCCUUAGUGGGAGAAUUUAAAAGCUUGUACUGUCCCAGAAGAAAUAUGUACAAUUGCAAGCUGGAUGUUACAUCCCAAAUCCCUGCCCCCAUUAACAGGUGUUCCUGUCAGGUUUUGGAAGGAUGUGUGUGGUCCCAGGGCUCAGUAUACACUGGUAUUCUUUGGUCAUCUACUCUUUCCCUUAGAAGCCCUGAGUACCUCUGAGUCUGUAGGAAAGGUCACAAUCACAGUUCUCGGCAGCCACUACCAGCAAAGCCUAUGGAGAGACAGAUAGAGAAUGUGGAUUUCUACACACACACCCCAACCAUGUAAAUGGGAUAAAUGUAGGUAGACACACUUCAAAUUAAAGGCCAGGCUUUUAGGCCUAUUUGGAAGACGGCUGCUGCCCUAAAUAUAGCUCCACAGCCUUAAUUUCCAAGUGCUAAGCCCAGCUUUAACCACUGGGAAGCGGCCUCGCACUAUCCCAGAGGCCUGCAGUAGCUUCGAGGAUUCUUGGAGCUGCACUUUUAUGCAGAGGGACCAUCUGCUGCUUGGCCUAGGCUUUCAGAAGAUGACAGUGACAAGGGAGUGAAUUACCCUAGAAUCAUGUUUUUCAAACUCUCGAUUGUGAAAUCCAUUAGGUCUGUGACCAGAGUUUUUAAUGGAAAAGAAAGUACUCAGAGUAUAUCAUAUAUGUCAUGGAUAAACCAAAUCAUGGUUUCUAAUACCACUAAAAUAAACCAUGACUGAUUCCGAGGCUGGGGCAGGGUGAGUAUUAGAUGAGCCUGGAAUGUCUUGUUAGGCCAGAAAAAAUAAGAUAGGAGCAUGUCACAAGGAUGUAGGAGCUACCCUGAAGGGCUGCUCUCUGGCCAAAGCUGAGGCCUUUUGAGGACCCAAAUAAUGAAUUAGAACCUUUCACAAAGUAAACCACAAGUCCACAGUGGAAAUAAAUAGGGAAGAAGGGAGAGCUUUGCUUAUAGACGACCAAGUGUAACUGGUAAAGGUGGGAAUGCUAGAAUUGAAAAAUCUUUCUUGUAGCCAAGACAUUUGCACGAUCUGAAAAUGUUUGUACACAUUGGUUAUUCAUUCCAAGGAGGGAAAAAAACAGUGGAGAAAUUGGACAACAUUGACCAGGUGAUCAAAACUGACCAUCAUCAGUGACCCCAGAGGUGAUUCCUUGAAAAGGACACAUCACUUAGGUAGGAUUCUGGCCAAGAAUGCGUAAACUGAUUCUAAUUAUGAAAAGACACCAAUCAAAUUUGAAAAAUGAGGUGAGGGAACGAUACUCACAAAAAUAUGAAGGGCAUAAAAGAUAUAGGUGGGUCAGGAAAGCUAUUUGCCAUGUCUGAUCCUAGGCUAGAAGCUUUACAAGAGGGACAAAUGCCAUAAAGGACAUUAUUGGACGGAUGCUACAGUAAAGUAGCUGAUUUAUCAAUGUUACAUUGACUGAGGUUGCAAAAUGUCCUGCUGUAAUGUAAGAGAAUGUCCUUAAUUUUAGGAAAUGAGCAUUAAAGCAUUUAGGGGUAAAGGGCUAUUACCUAUGCAACUUACUCUCAAACGUCUCCAUUUUUUGUGGAGAGACACUGACAAAGCAAAUGAGGCAGAAUGUUAAUAUGUAAACAACAGGUGAAUGUAGGUGAAGCAUACAUAGGGUUUUUUGUACUUGCACCCUUCUUGGAAGUUUAAAUUAUUUCUCAAUAAAGUGUUUUUAAAAAUACUUCUAGUGUAUAUUAGAACUAAAAAUGUAUUGCAUGUGUUGUCAGCUUUCACAGAAAGGCCCACCAAUACCUGCCAUUCUCUGGGGCAGAUGUUGAGCAAUCCUCAAUUUGGCUCUGCUUUCCAAGUCACCUCACUUACACUGAGUCACCCUUCCUUGGCUAGAAGAGGGAUAAUCCAUUGGGUAAUCUGGUAAAAACAAAAAAAAUCUGUGACUUCUACUUGAAGUCACUGAUGUAUGGGACCAUACCAGUGUGAUAUUCUCUUUAUAUCAAUUCUGUACAAGAGUGCAAGACUGAUGCUUCAUUUUUUAUUUCUCCUCUGCCCCCC